AUGAGGCGCAGGGCACUGAACUGCUCCCUGGCGGACGGGGAGAUCCCACUGUCCGGCGACUUCUUCAGGGCCAUCCACUCGGAGGUCUGGAUCUUCAUCCUUCCGGCAGCGAUGACCCUGGCCAUCCUCGUGCUCUUCCUGGAGGAGGUGGGCUUCUUCCUCCGGAACGUCGGCCAGAGAGAGCGCUGGCAGCUCAGCCUCUGGAUCCUGGGCAUCUACCCGGUGUUCGCUGUGACUUCCUUGAUCGGUCUCUACAUUCCUCGAUCUGCUUCCCUUUGCUCCUUUGUGGCAUCCAUAUAUCACUCCAUCACGCUCUGGAAGUUCCUGGGACUGAUCACGGAUUUCUUCGGAGGGAAGGGGAGGAUGCUGGAGCAGCUAGCUGGGGAGGAGGUCUCUCCCAGCCCCUUUCCUUGCUGCUGCUGUUGCUGCUGCGCCAUGAUCUCUGUCAGCAGGUUGAGCCUGCGAUGGAUGACUGUGGCCGUGUUCCAACUCUCCGUGGUCAGAACCGUUCUCUUCUUCGUGAUGCUGGUCCUGUGGACGGACGAGAAAUAUGAUUACGGGGAGGUGGACUUCCUCAGUCCCAACUCCUACAUGCAUAUCAUCAUCGGUGCCUCCACCUUCCUGUCUUUCUAUGGCUACCUGCUCUUCUACAAGGCCACCAAGGGCUCCCUGCCUGGCUAUGGCCUCCAGGGCAAGUUCAUCUGUGUCACGGUGGUCCUGGUGUUGUUUGGCCUCCAGAGCGGCAUCCUGGAGACCGUGGGAGCUUUGGGAGCCAUCUCUUGCUCACCGCCCUUCUCCAUUGACAUGCGCUCUCAGAUCAUCUUCAACUACGCGGUGAUCGUGGAGAUGUUCUUCAUCAGUAUCCUGGCCCGCUUCUGCUUCCGGAAGGUGGAGCCGGGGAACAUUCCCAUUCCCUGCCGGCCCAGGGAGAACAAGUCCGUGCAGACGGAGGAGGCCGGCUCCUCCGGGGCCCCGGAGCCCGACCGGCUCUCAGUGGGCGCCGGCGCAGACGAGGCGCUGUGCCGGAUCGAGUAUGCGCCGCUGGAUGGCUUCGACUUCCAGGGGUCCGCUGGGCGGCUGGGAAGAGGCGACUUUGGGCCUGGGCGCGCGGACUUCGCUCCCGGACCGCCGCCCGCCCAGGACCCCGCGCUCCCAGGUCCGCACGCCACCCGGGUCAAGGCGCAGGUCGACGCCCGUGAUCCCAAGCAGGGCGUGACUCUGGUCUGA
Messenger RNA from Pristis pectinata (smalltooth sawfish), 1227 nucleotides. RefSeq names its product organic solute transporter subunit alpha. Gene Ontology annotation, molecular function: transporter activity. The transcript is spliced from 7 exons. Gene Ontology annotation, biological process: transport. The record is from RefSeq and is a predicted model, not a curated record. Bases 1 to 1227 code for a protein of 408 amino acids. NCBI's taxonomy places the organism in Eukaryota, Metazoa, Chordata, Chondrichthyes, Rhinopristiformes, Pristidae.